This is a messenger RNA of Syngnathus acus (greater pipefish), 2347 nucleotides long. It is a transcript of the gene klf5l, whose product is annotated as Kruppel-like factor 5 like. The record is from RefSeq and is a predicted model, not a curated record. Gene Ontology annotation, biological process: regulation of transcription by RNA polymerase II. NCBI's taxonomy places the organism in Eukaryota, Metazoa, Chordata, Actinopteri, Syngnathiformes, Syngnathidae. Gene Ontology annotation, molecular function: DNA-binding transcription factor activity, RNA polymerase II-specific; RNA polymerase II cis-regulatory region sequence-specific DNA binding. Bases 346 to 1653 code for a protein of 435 amino acids. The transcript is spliced from 4 exons.
UGUGCUGUUUCUUUCACUGUGCAGACUCAACGAAUGAGAAAAGUGAAAAUAUGAUUUAUUCGUGUUGAUGACAUGAGGCUUGCGCCUCGCUUCCUGCUCACGCUCAGGUGUUGUGUCCCGCCCUCCUCGCAGGCGAUUGGCCAGCUAGCCUCGUGCCCUCAUCUGAUUGGUAGUUGGAAUCUCUACUUGAGCUCAGGUAAAAGAUCACACAGGUAAGAAGAGCGCGGAAGACUUUGCUGGACUUACUGUGUCGCUUCUUUCAGCUGCUGCGGUAAAUAUACCCCCCCAAAAAAACAAUACAUGUGUUUCUAAAACAAGAAUUUCACCUUAAGUGAACCUUUUGAAAUGGCAGCGAGUGUAGGGCCGGUCAUGAAUACGCCGCAGGGGAGCGACGAGCGGGUGGUUUUCACGCAGCUAAAGCCGGUGAGGAUGUCCGGAGCAGCGGACGGUGCCGAGGACUCAUCCGUGUUUGAAGACGUUAAGCCCGGGGUCCAGUUGGAGAUGGACAAAUACCUCCCGCAGAUCACCAGCUCGCUCUUGAGUCCCGCCAUCGACCUGAGCGACAAGAAGUACCGGCGGGAGAGCGCCUCGGUGGUGGACGAGUACUUCUCCGAGGACAAGCCCGGCGGCGCUCCCUACAGCUUCAACAUCAACGUCAUCCUCCCCAGCUCUUCUCACCUACGCACGGGUCUCUACCGCCACAACUGCAAGAGCCUGGCAACGACGCAGAUCAAGACAGAGCCCGGACUGGAGGUGCCCUGCUCCUCCGCCGGCACCCAGGCCCUGCCGGACUUCACUUCGGUGUUCAACGUGCCGCCCGUGGUCAACGGUGUUUUUAUCAAGCCGGACCUGAACACCGGAGGCGUCACCCUUUCCGGCGGGUCCCAGCAGCAGCAGCAGCAGCAGCAGCAGCAGCAGCAGCAGCAGCAGAGUUUGGACACGGAGCUUCACAUAGGACCCCCGGCCCCCCAGCCGCAGGUUUACCACAUGCCUGUCAACAGCACAGCAGACCUCACCAUGACUCUGUCUCACUCGGCACCCUCGGCGUCCGGUUGUCGGACCAUGCUCAACCUGGGCAACGCCGGCGGCUACCUGUUGGCUGAGCACCAGCUGGGGGCCCACCACGCUUAUUACCAGACAUCCACCCAGCAACACGCGGGCCCCCACAGCCUGCCACCCUCGCCCCCAAACUCGCAGCCGGGCAGCCCCGAGGCUCAGGCCGAGCUGCUGAGCUUGGCCAGCCAGCCGCCGCCUCCGUACCAACAGCAUCUGGUGGCUGGGACAAAAGUCACGGGGUUGUCUCAUCACGCCAUGCUGAUGACGCACGGCCAGGGUGUCCUCACGGGGCCCAAAUACAACCGGCGGAACAACCCGGAGCUGGAGAAGAGGAGGAUUCACUUCUGCGACUAUCCAGGCUGCACAAAAGUUUACACAAAGAGCUCACAUCUGAAGGCACACCAGAGGACGCACACGGGCGAGAAGCCGUACCGCUGCACGUGGGCCAACUGCGACUGGCGCUUCGCCCGUUCUGACGAGCUGACCCGACACUACCGCAAACACACGGGCGCCAAACCCUUCAAAUGCGUGGCGUGCAGCCGCUGCUUCUCACGUUCGGACCACCUGGCCCUGCACAUGAAGCGCCACCAGAAUUGAGAACGCCUCAACCAGAGCCGCUGCAGGAAGCGGUGCGGACAAAUCGGAAAAAAGGCACGCUUUUUCCUAAUCACAAAACAUCUUUUGCAAAAUCUGGUCAAACAAAAAAACAUGCAGAGCAGAGCGCAAACAUCUCUGACUUGCAUCAUUAACUUAAACUACAAAACAAAAACCUUUGCCUGAUCUGCUCUGCCAAGAAGUUUGCUUUCUUUGCCUUUGUGUACAUUGUAAAGUCAUUUUCAAGUUACCUUUUGUGGCAGUUUUUUAUAUUCCGUCUCAGCUAAUUCUCUUUGACAAAUUCCCAAACUUUCUGUGGGACAGGUGAAUGCCCCGCCCCUGCUCUCGUGUAAAUAAUGUUUAUAGAGCUAUUGUGCAUAUGCAAAGAAAUCAUUUCCCCCCCCAUAUUUUGUUAAUAUGAGUUUAAAUUUAUCUGAAGUGCGUCAAAAGAAAAAUGAAACCAAAUUGGACUUAGUCAUGGACUGGUUUUGCCUGUUUUGGAGGUCACAGGGCUCAGUCAUUGGCUGCUGUUUGUGCCGGGUCCUUCCAUGGCAACCAAUGUAUGUAAUCAAAUAUUUUUGGUGCCAUUUUUUGUUCAGUCAUUAAAAAAAAUGUUUUUUUUUAAAUAUACUUUGUAGGCCUCCAUCAUCGACACACGAGAGCACUGCAGUAAAAUUGUCUUAUUUCAAUGCUAAAA